UGGAGAGGAGGGGGGAGGUCAAAAACUGACAAGGAAGCAGCAUCAAGAUGCCAUCGAUGCGCGGCAGCCUCCUACUCUACAGUGACGGCGACGACGACACCAGCCGAGGCACCGGCCAGCGCCUCUGCACCCUACGACAUCCGGUCCGGACUGAUCCUGACGCGUCCCCCAAUCAUCACGCCGCGCCAACACCCCUUCGAGUCGGCCUUCUACUUCUACCAGAAGCGGCUGGAGGAGCGGCUGAACAGCCCCUUCAUCCCGAGCAUCUACUUCAAACCCGACACGCCGCGCCGGAUGGAGUGGGACCUCAAGAUCCGCGAGCGCGAGGGCUCCGUGGCCAAGGAGCUGGGCGUCUACCACGGCAAGGGGUCGACGGCGUGGCAGGACGAGCUCAAGGUGGGCGACGACCUGAGCUCCCCGGACAGCAUGCUGUCCAGCCUGCUCAGGGACGCAGAGGUGCGCGUCAGCGAGGACGCGGAGGUCAUCCCGGCCGAGGACGUCACCCCCGUCGAGCUACCCGCCUCCAGGGAGACAGAGGCCGAUCGGAAGAACGACGUGCGCAGGCUGGACCGCAAGCUCGACAGAACUCUCUAUCUCGUCGUCAAGGGGCCGGACGGCAACUGGGCCUUUCCCGCCGACGUCGUUCCUGCUGGGGAGAAUCUUCACGAGUGCGCCCAACGUGUCAUCGAUCAGGCCGCCGGUGUCAAUAUGAAUACCUGGAUCGUCGGCCGCGUCCCGGUCGCCCACGUCAUCGACCAGACUGCCGCCUCCGCAAAGGAUGGCAAGAUCCAGAAGACCUUCCUCCUCAAGGGUCGCAUCAUGGCCGGCCAGGCAAACAUCAAGGGCAACCCCUUUGGAUACACUGAUUUCCAGUGGUUGACCAGGGAGGAGCUCGAGAAGGAGCUUCCCCCUGCUUACUUCAAGGGUGUGCGCAACAUGAUGUCUGAUCGAUAG
This is a messenger RNA of Geosmithia morbida, 954 nucleotides long. RefSeq names its product large subunit ribosomal protein L46. The record is from RefSeq and is a predicted model, not a curated record. Lineage: Eukaryota; Fungi; Ascomycota; Sordariomycetes; Hypocreales; Bionectriaceae. The transcript has 2 exons. Gene Ontology annotation, cellular component: mitochondrial large ribosomal subunit. The annotation marks the transcript as partial. Gene Ontology annotation, molecular function: structural constituent of ribosome.